AUGAUUAAAAGUUUAACCCAAAGCCACUUAAUAGAUUUAAUAAAACAGGAGUAUGCAAAAGUGACUGACACUUGCCAAACUGUGGUUCACAAGAAAUGUCAUGAGAAAUUGUUGGGCAAAUGUUCGGGAUCCGUUUUUAAUUCAGCAAGUACAAUUUUGUUGCGCGAAAGAUUCAAAAUAGAUUUACCGCACCGCUUUAAGCCCUACACUUUUAUGUCACCAACUUUCUGUGAUCAUUGUGGGUCUCUAAUGGGAGGAUUUUUCAUACAAGGUUUGAAGUGUGAAGGUAUGGGUACCUAG
Messenger RNA from Teleopsis dalmanni, 300 nucleotides. RefSeq names its product putative protein kinase C delta type homolog. The record is from RefSeq and is a predicted model, not a curated record. The transcript is spliced from 4 exons. Gene Ontology annotation, molecular function: ATP binding; protein serine/threonine kinase activity. Bases 1 to 300 code for a protein of 99 amino acids. Gene Ontology annotation, biological process: protein phosphorylation. Lineage: Eukaryota; Metazoa; Arthropoda; Insecta; Diptera; Diopsidae.